UCAACGAGGGUGGAAAGGCCCCCGCUCUAGCAACAGCCCCUCAGCAAAACCCUCCCUUUCCUGCCCAUUCCACCUGCUUGCCCGCCACGCCCUGCUCCGCACCAUGUGUGCGUUGCCCUUCUGCAGCAGCACGCUGCGUCGAGCCCGCCACCUGUCCGCCGCUGUCUCACGGAAUAACUCCGCGUCGCCCUUCAUAUAGACAUGCAGGUGGCCGUCGCCCUUCAUAUAGACAGGUGGCCGCACGUGCCGGGCCAUGCGGUUGACAAGGGCAGCCGCCUCGUCCCCCCACCGCCCGUAGCUCUCCGCCGACAGUGGGACGAUGGUGAAGUUGCUUGCCCUGGCCUCUGUGCCGUAUUUGCUGUGCUUCCUGUCGGCCGCAUUGCGCAGCGCCAU
Messenger RNA from Vitrella brassicaformis, 393 nucleotides. The record is from the annotation of a GenBank genome assembly. Lineage: Eukaryota; Vitrellaceae.